Molecule: messenger RNA, 3440 nt
Organism: Trachymyrmex cornetzi
Lineage: Eukaryota; Metazoa; Arthropoda; Insecta; Hymenoptera; Formicidae
Gene: Mbs
Product: Myosin binding subunit
Exons: 21
Coding region: 5-3124 (1039 amino acids)
Biological process (GO): signal transduction
Cellular component (GO): cytoplasm
Molecular function (GO): protein kinase binding; phosphatase regulator activity; enzyme inhibitor activity
Source: RefSeq, a predicted model, not a curated record
GGCAAUGUCUCUCGAGACACGUUCGAGCUCGGCCCUGUUCAAGCGAGCCGAACAGCUCAAGCGUUGGGAGCAGUCCGAGACGAAUCGCGAGCCCACGCAACCCCGCCAAGUCGCGCGCAAGAUCAAAUUCUCCGCCGAUAUCGUCUUCCUGGCGGCGUGCGCGGCCAGCGACAAGGAGGAGGUCGUGCGUCUGCUGCAGAGGGGAGCGGACAUCAACACUGGAAACGUCGACGGUCUCACCGCGCUGCACCAGGCUUGCAUUGAUGAUGACCUGGAUAUGGUGGAGUUUUUGGUGGAACAAGGAGCGGAUAUCAAUCGUGGAGAUAAUGAAGGCUGGACGCCUUUACAUGCCACAGCAUCUUGUGGAUUCAUAUCUAUUGCUAAAUACUUAAUAGAACAAGGAUGUAAUCUGGCAGCAGUAAACAAUGACGGUGAACUGGCGCUGGAUAUUGCAGAAAGCGACGAGAUGGAAGACAUGCUCCAACAGCAUAUAAAUAAAGCAGGCAUCGAUUGUGAUCAAGCUAGGAGCGAAGAGGAACGGUCAAUGUUAAAUGAUGCAAAAUCUUGGCGGUCAGGUGCACCAGGCAAAGAUUCCAUGCAUCCGAGAUCAGGAGCCACGGCACUUCAUGUCGCCGCUGCCAAAGGCUACAUCAAAGUCAUGCACAUAUUACUACAAGCCCGAUGCAAUGUUGAUGCACAGGACUUUGAUGGAUGGACGCCUUUGCACGGUGCAGCGCAUUGGGGUCAACUGGAAGCUUGCAAACUUCUUGUUGAGAACGGCUGUGAUAUGGAUAUGAAAAAUUACGCCGAUCAAACUGCUUUUGAUAUUGCUGAUGCAGACAUCCUCAAAGCUCUUGAAAAUUUAAGAGAGCAACAAGCACUUAUCAAAGAAAAUUCACAAACAAAUAACAAGAAGCAAUCGUCUAUACCAAAGAAACGUUUCUCAACGAGUGCUGAUAAUGCGGUAGCGGCACAAGAAUCUAUAGAAAUCUUUGAAGAAGAAACGCCAAAUAAAGUUAAGAAGGUUGAAUUAGAGAUUCAAUCUGAUAAAGAAGAUUCCAGCACUAGUACAAACAGCGACGUUGAAGCAACACGUGAAACACACAUGGAAGAGAGUGAUGGUGAAGGUGAAUCUGAGACUAGCUCAGAAUCACACUCUUCCACUUUCUCCAAUCAAUCUGAUAAGUCUAACCACGCGACAUGUCUUACAGAUGACGAAAAGAAAAAUAGAGUAAACAAAGAUGAAAGUGCAUCCCAUAGUCCAAUAUCUCCAGUUGAAACUAAUAAAGUUCCUAAUCAGGCUCCAAUAUUGCCUCCAAAACAACAGACUGAUAAUAAUGAGGACGGUGUUGUACCAUCUUGGAGACGUUCAGGUUCCUUCCGAAAUAGAAUGCAAAGUACUGAAACUACUAAUUCUGCAUCUACAAAACUUGAAGAUAAGGAUAACAAUAUUAAAAUACCAACAACACCAAACAAAGUUAGUGGAGAACCCGAUGUGGUAUUAAGAAGAACGCAUAGUUUCGAGACAGAUGAGAAGUUUUAUGAGCAGUAUUUGGCAUUACGUGCCCGCAUCAAGGCGUUCUCGUGCCCUACCCUCCAUCGCUGCAAUGCAGCUACUCCUACUCACACCAAUGCUACGACUCGCUCUGCAUCUCUACGCGAAACACACAGAAAGAAAGACGUGAAAUUAAAUUUGGAAUUAUCAAGACUGCCACAAGGAAGCAAUACACUUUCACCAACAUCUGCAUCUAAAACAUUGGCAUCGAGUCUAUUGUCAUCCAUCACAACAACUACCACUGCCACUACAACAACAAGUCCUAUUCCAGUCAAUCAAAUUCGCAGUGUUCAACCAGUGGAAGCUGCAUCUACAGUUGUAUCGAAUACAAAUAAUGCAGUAGCAACUGCUCCUGGAACUCCUACUACACCAGGAGGGAGCAAGCUAAGUCCAGGAAAUCUCUUCAAGAAUUUCUUCAAAUCCUUCGUUCCACCUGUACGCGAUGAAGAAAGUGAAACUCAAAGGAAAGCCCAUGCAAAGAGAGUAAGAGAAACGAGAAGAUCUACUCAAGGUGUGACAUUGGACGAAAUUAAGAGCGCCGAACAAUUAGUGAAGAAAAAGCAACAGAACAACGAAUUGCCGACAUCAACAUCAUCCACGCAACCUCCUACUACUACCACUACUACUACUACUACUACUACCACCACCACCGUCAGCAAUACAGCUUCGAUCACAGCUACGAUAACAACCGCAACCUCCACUACUGUGACUCCUGUGAAUAAAGUUUCUGAAGAAUCUAAUUUACCUGAGAGACGACCGUCUUGGAGAUUAAGGGUAGACAAUGGAAGCAAGUUUCAGUUAGAGGAUGCUAAUAAUAAACCUACUGAUAAUACGACGGCCUAUAUGAGAAGACCGUCUGGUGGAACUGGUGUACCCAGACCAUCAUCAGCGCCUGUGGAGACUAUUGCUACCAGUAGUACAGAAACCACAGUUACUUUACCCCUUAGGAGAUCGUUAAAGCAACCUGAUGACAAAGAACAAGAUAAGGAAAAUGAUAGUAGAAACGCACAAGCUACACAAGCAGUUAUUCAAAGGAGACGUCGGCCUAAAAGAAGAUCGACAGGCGUAGUCCAUGUAGAUAUGGAUGAAAUUGACCCAGAAAAACAAGAUCUAACUGCUGGUGGUGAUUGCGAUGAUUCCAAAAUCAACCACAACGAAAGCGGAAACGAUCGUUCUGGGAGAGCCACUAGAUUAGGUUCGAUAUCUUCGCUAUCAUCAGAAGCCUCAUCAACACCAAUCAGAUUAAAAUCCAAUAGUUCCGAAAACGGUGAAUUAGAUUAUAAGAAAUUAUACGAGGAAUCUCAGUUCGAGAAUGAAAGGUUAAAGGAUAAACUGAAGCGCUCCGACGAACAAUUAAAGGAAGUCAGGCAUUUAUUGGAAAAAAUGCAAAUCAACCAAAAUAAAGUAAUUCUCUCUGAGGCAGAGAAAAGGGAAAGGCGAGCCAUGGAAAGGAAACUUUCAGAGAUGGAAGAAGAAUUAAAGGUGAUGGACCAACUAAAAUGCGAAAAUCAGAGGCUAAAAGAUGAAAAUGGUGCCUUGAUCAGAGUAAUCAGCAAAUUAUCCAAAUAAAUCUUGUAGUCUCAACUACACAUCGUAAUGAAAUUUUAAGUUGUAUUACAACUAUGUUGAAUGAAUUGCUUUAAUUAUAGCAGCAUCAUCAUUAUCGCUAGUAUUCUUACAAAUCUUGCGUCAUGCUAUCGAUGAAUUUAUCUUUAUAGUUAUUUAACUUAUUCCAAUUAUGAGAUCAAUUAAUCGCAUGGCUGUGCCAAAGGCGAAAAGAAAUGUUACUCCUAUUCUUAGACUGUGAAUACUUGAUUGUAAAAGACUUAGAGGAAUUUUACUUUGUGGAAUUACUUUUUAUAAUGUCAGAAAGAUAAAUUUUAUA